This is a messenger RNA of Egretta garzetta (little egret), 2643 nucleotides long. RefSeq names its product heparan-alpha-glucosaminide N-acetyltransferase (gene HGSNAT). Bases 58 to 1599 code for a protein of 513 amino acids. Gene Ontology annotation, biological process: lysosomal transport. Gene Ontology annotation, cellular component: lysosomal membrane. The transcript is spliced from 16 exons. Lineage: Eukaryota; Metazoa; Chordata; Aves; Pelecaniformes; Ardeidae. The record is from RefSeq and is a predicted model, not a curated record.
AGAGAGCUCUGCAAGUACGUGGCCCAGCCCUAGAGAACACUUGGAUAGCUCAAUCCUAUGUUUGGGAUUCAGUAUCAUUUUGGAGAGUUUGGCAAUUAUUCCCUUGUGGUAAAGACCCUAAGUGCAAGCGCCAAAACUGUUUCUUGUGACCUAGUCAUCAAUGAAGGCCCUAUCAACAGCUACCUCCCUAUUCUCUUUGCUUUCCUGGUUUACAUGGGGAUCCUUGCUAUCCUGAUCGUCGGGCGCCUUUUCAUGAAGAUUGAUCCAGUCAGAAACUGGGUUUACAAGAAACUGAACCCCAGAGAAACUGAUCGUCUGAUUAAUUCUGAGCUUGGGUCCCCGAACACAACAGACUCCCUCAGCAGUGAUCCCACCCCGCAUUUGUGGAGCACAGCUUCUCGGCAGCGGCUACGUUCCUUGGACACAUUCCGAGGGCUCUCUCUUGUAAUUAUGGUGUUUGUUAACUACGGAGGAGGAAAAUACUGGUUCUUCAAGCAUGAGAGUUGGAAUGGAUUAACAGUGGCAGAUCUGGUGUUUCCAUGGUUUGUGUUUAUCAUGGGGACAUCGAUAUCACUGUCGCUGAGCUCCAUGCUGAGGUGGGGAAGUUCCAAGCGGAAGGUGCUCGGGAAAAUCCUGUGGAGGAGUUUUCUGCUAAUCCUGAUGGGAAUCAUAGUUGUGAAUCCCAAUUACUGCCUUGGACCAUUGUCCUGGGAUAACCUGCGUAUUCCUGGGGUGCUCCAGAGGCUGGGAUUCACGUACCUGGUGGUUGCUGCUCUUGAACUCCUGUUUACAAGAGCUGGGGCUGAGAGUGGGACCUUGGAGACGACGUGUCCUGCGCUGCAGGAUAUUCUCCCUUACUGGCCACAGUGGAUUUUCAUUCUGAUGUUAGAAGUGAUUUGGCUCUGCCUGACCUUUUUGUUACCAGUGCCAGGUUGUCCCAGGGGCUAUCUUGGUCCUGGGGGCAUUGGAGACUUUGGAAGCUACCCGAACUGCACUGGAGGAGCAGCUGGUUACAUUGAUCGUUUGCUUCUUGGAGAAAAGCAUAUCUACCAGCAUCCCUCUUCAAAUGUGAUUUACCAAACAACGAUGCCAUAUGAUCCUGAAGGAAUCCUGGGGACCAUAAAUACCAUUUUUAUGGCAUUUCUGGGACUGCAGGCAGGAAAAAUUAUCUUGUUCUACAAAGACCAGCACAAACAAAUUAUGAGUCGGUUCUUCAUAUGGAGCAUAGUGAUGGGAAUUAUUUCUGCUAUCUUGACAAAAUGUUCUAAAGAAGAAGGGGUUAUUCCCAUAAACAAGAACUUAUGGUCAAUAUCGUACGUGACAACCACGAGCUGCUUUGCCUUCAUCCUCUUAUUGCUGAUAUAUUACCUUGUGGAUGUCAAGAGACUGUGGUCGGGUGCUCCAUUUUUCUACCCAGGAAUGAACUCAAUCCUGGUCUACACUGGACACGAAGUAUUUGAAAACUAUUUCCCUUUUAAGUGGAAGAUGCAAGAUGGUCAAUCCCAUGCAGAGCAUCUGACUCAAAACCUCACUGCGACAACUCUCUGGGUCAUAAUAUCGUAUUUACUUUACAGGAGAAGGAUAUUCUGGAAAAUCUGAUAGAGGGAGUCAAGGCAUAGUUGGCCUAGAUUCUGAUGGGGCAAGUGCAUAAGGUGGAUUAGCCUGAAAUCUUGCCACUCGUGCUAGGCUGUAUUACUAAAAAGGGAUACUAGUUCAAGUUUACAGUGCCAUGGAAGUUGUCAAGACUUUUAUGUGACUUAAGGGACAGUAUUUUCCUAUUUAGCAAGAACUGACUAGUCUUCUGCAGUUUCUCUCUUUCUGUUUUCUGUAUUCUGUAAAUAUUUUACUGAUCUCCCUCCUUUAUAUAGAGAAGUGGAACAUACUGCAAUAUUUGGGCAAAGACAGCCUGAUGGUGCUUACGAAAGGAACUGCAAGGGAUCUGGGUGGUGACUGCAUGGGGUUAUCGGAAUGGGACUGCGGUAACAACUGUUGCAUCUGACAAAGCACCCCCUAACUCAUGUGGUCUAGGGUUUGUAUACACCCUUGGCACCUGCCACACACCUGCGCCACUCUGGCUACUGGCACACAUUUAGCUCGGCCAUCCUUUUGAGUGGGGAGCGCUGGCAACAUCCUCAGCCCUGCAGUUGGGUCAGCAGUGCAGUGACUGGGAAAGCUUGGGGGCAGCUGUGUGCUACAGUGUGCUGGGCAAAGUGGUGACUCAACUGACCAUUCUUCAUUGCGUUCUUCCAAUUUGGUCUUGCAUCAAAACCUUAGGUUUAGGAUCCUGCUGAUGCCUGCUGCCAAAGAUCUCUUCUGUUGGCUUAUUAAUCAGCAUGCUGCUGCUAUAGGUUUAGCAGCCUGUCUGCGCAUGUUCUGGGCCUUUGUGUCACGUGCUUCCAGCAUGGAUGAGGUCCGACUUUCACGUGCUACACUCUAGGAGUGCAGAAAUGCCAGUUCCUAUUGACUUUGCAUAAUCACUUGGAUAUUACCAAAGUUUGAGCAAAGCAAUCCUCUCUAUAAAUGGAUUUAUGUAAGGGCGCCGAAUCUGAAAACCAGCAAUACAGGUAGAGUUCAGCCAAAAAGGAAGAGAUAGCAGACCAGUUCAAUUUAAGAUAAUAGUUUUUGGAAACUCAGGAAAUUAAC